CAUAUCUAAAACAAAUUUGACUCCAGUUUCAGCUGAGGGAAACAAUACAACAAAAAUGUCAGUUGAAAUGACUGGAAUUAAACACCGUACUGAUCAUGAAACGUAUGAAAACAGUGGAUUUGAGCAUGGAGAUACAGAGACGGUUACCGAUAUCUUGGAUGAGGAGCUAAAAAUUAAAGAAAUCGCCGUAGAAGAAGAGAUGCAAGCGUAUCAAAAAGUCAUACUAAGCAUACAAGAAUCUGUCGGGACGUCUUACAAAAGACAUAGCAAGAUCAUUUGGACCACAAUUUAUAUAUUACUACUACUGGCAUAUUGUGCAUACCUAAGUUAUGCAUUGUACUUCCGCUUCGGCGAUGAGGGCUCAUGGCGUCUUCUUGGAUUCUCAGUGUUUGGCAUUGCGCUGAUCGUCGUCAUGAAAGUGUAUCGCCAUUAUGAAAGUGAUGUUCACAGAUGGCUGGCUCGUAAGAAGGGAUACAUGGACAAUAACUGUACGAGGAUAUUUGGAACCGUCAUUGCUUGGUAAUGUAAAAUUCAUAUAAUUUAUAUUUCCUUAAUGUAAAAGAAGAACGGGGUAUUGGUUUUCACUAAGUCAUAAUAUCGUCCACGGAAGUGCAACUGGAUACAUGGAAAAAAAAUCAGACGGAAGUAGCUAUAUAACAUUGUUCUCUUUUUUCUAACCGUUUGGGAUCAUACCUUACUUUUGAUCAAAUAAAAUCCGCUUCAACUGGUGGUAGAGGCGCAAAUGGUGUUGCACGUUUCAUUACCUUUAACAUACAGACUCAGUCAAACUAUUUCUGCUGAUACUGUGCUUGAUUGUGUCUAUGUUUCACGAAGACCUUCUUAUAAGAUUUUAUUCAUUGUACAGGCAACUUAAAGCCCUAUAACAAACAGUUUUGACCAGGUAAAAUUGAAAGUCAAUCUUGUUUUCUACAAAACAAAACUAAACUAUUUACACAGAUAUGAGUAACAUUAUGGGUGUCAUUGCGCAGCUAAUAGUAACAAAUUUUUGUGCAAACCAAGAAUUACUAUGGCAUUUACAUUCAUCAAAGGUAUACUAGUAUAUUCCGAAAUAUAAACUUACCAUUUGCAUUAAAACAAGCAUUUCUUUUCUCUAAAUAUAAUACUUCAAGUAGAAGCCAAUUCUAAAAACAAAUGAUUUUUUUACAACAACAGAAAAUACGAAUACAUUUUAUAGACUGUAAAUAAGUCAUCUUACACUACAUUUUCGAUUAUUUUUAUGUGGUUGUGUUAUCUAGGGUUCUGCGCCUUGGAGUACUUAUUUUCCUUAUUGUAUACA
This is a messenger RNA of Mercenaria mercenaria, 1297 nucleotides long. RefSeq lists its product as uncharacterized. Bases 56 to 523 code for a protein of 155 amino acids. The record is from RefSeq and is a predicted model, not a curated record. NCBI's taxonomy places the organism in Eukaryota, Metazoa, Mollusca, Bivalvia, Venerida, Veneridae. The transcript has 3 exons.